Messenger RNA from Nylanderia fulva, 3149 nucleotides. The record is from RefSeq and is a predicted model, not a curated record. Lineage: Eukaryota; Metazoa; Arthropoda; Insecta; Hymenoptera; Formicidae.
GUAGAUGGCCGCUACCACGUACAUGCCGAUUAGUAGCGCAGUGUCUACCGACCUGGAUGGUGGUUCGGGUACAACGAUCGGAAUGAACAUCGCCGUAGGUGGCUAUUCCUCGGGUUCGCCCCGCAGCGCCGCCGACGGGGAGAUGAAGUACAUGCCGGCGCCGCAGCAUCAUCACCACCAUCACCAUCACCAUCAGGUGAACUCCUCGCCGUCGCCGAAUGGACUCUCGCAUCCGGCGGCGAGUCUCUCGUCGGCGAAUCCCUGGGUGAGCCUACAACCUGGCAGUGAUCCCUGGGCGGCUUCGAUGGGCAUGCACCACACUACCCAUCAUCCGCAUCAUCAUCCUCAUCAAGCUAAUGCGAGUCUCGACGUGAAACCGCUGACCGCGGCAGCCGCGGCGACCGCGACGGACCAAGGUAUGCACCAUCGAGGGCCGCAUCAGUCCCCGGGCAUGGCCUCGCCGCAUUCUUGGCACGCACCGGUCGUUCCGUCGGCGCAUUACAACCCUAGCGGUGGCGCGGCCUCGCCCACUACCCUGCAACAGUACCACGCGGCGAUGAACGGCAUGCUGCAUCAGCAUCCGCACCAGCAUCCGCAUCAGCUGCACAAUCAUCAGACCGGAUUACCUCACCACUUGAGGGACGCGCACAAUCACAGUCCACCGUCGGGGCAUCCGCUGCACGCGGGACAUCCCCUCGACAGGGAUCACAGCGCCGGCGAGGAGGACACGCCGACGUCGGACGAUCUCGAGGCCUUCGCCAAGCAGUUCAAACAGCGACGCAUCAAGCUCGGCUUCACCCAGGCGGACGUCGGUCUCGCUCUCGGUACGCUCUACGGCAACGUCUUUUCGCAGACGACGAUAUGUAGGUUCGAAGCUCUACAAUUGAGCUUCAAGAACAUGUGUAAGUUGAAGCCGUUACUACAAAAGUGGCUCGAGGAAGCUGACUCGACGACCGGCUCGCCGACGAGCAUCGACAAGAUCGCCGCCCAAGGUAGGAAGCGGAAGAAGAGAACAUCGAUAGAAGUAUCCGUGAAGGGCGCGCUCGAGCAACACUUUCACAAACAGCCGAAACCCUCGGCUCAAGAGAUCACCUCGCUAGCGGACUCGCUGCAACUCGAGAAGGAAGUCGUCAGGGUGUGGUUCUGUAAUCGACGGCAGAAGGAGAAGAGGAUGACGCCGCCUAAUACGCUCGGCGAGGGUAUGAUGGAGGGUAUACCGCCGGGUCACCAGGGCCAGGGCGGCCUUCAUCAGGGUUAUCAUCCGCAGGAUCACCUACACGGCUCGCCCAUGGGCCACAGCCACAGUCCACCGAUGCUCAGCCCACAGGCUCUUACGGCUCACUCGCUUGCGGCUCACUAGCGUUCGCCGGGGCCUCCCCGUUGGGCCUCGCGGUAACCUCGCAAAACUCGACAAACGUGUCGUCUACGGCAGAAACGACGACCCUGCCGCCGUUCUAUCAUCACUACCUUCAGGCGCGCACCGGCAGUUAUACGACUUCGUAGCUGACGGAUUCACGGCGCCCUUUCUACCUGCCGGACGACGGCGCGCGUUACCGAAACGAAGGUACGAAAUGGUGGCUUGUUCAACGAGAUUCAACGGGGUUCAACGAGGCCGAGACCGGUCUACCGGGGAGGCUGAGGAGCUGACGCGUUCGGUCGGAGAUCUUUUCUCGACCUUGACCGCCAAGCCCAAAGUAGAAGAUUAAAGCUCUGGACGAAAAGGAGCGAGGAGAAAAAAAAUCGGGAUACGAGAGGAUACGUCGAUGUCCCGGUGAUAAGUGAUUAUCUUCUCAUCUAGGAAGAGAUCGUCAGUGAUGACGUUCCUCCUUCGUGCGGUCAGGUCGGGGCCCGUUCGUCUGUCUCGCGGAGUCCGAACUGGACCGCGGACUUUGUUGCCUGUUUGCUGUUGUUAUUGUUGUUCUUUCGUCAUCGUUGGUGAACGGAAGUGAAUUUACUCGACGGUCUCCGACGGGAAGCCGAAGAAGGAUGGUUCUAACAGGGUGCGCGAAUAUGCGGACUCGGGCGAGGGUGCGGCGAAAAAGAAACGGAGAUGUGUCUUCAUCUUCUUCUCUCGCCCGCGAACAAAAGCGGGGAUCUCGAAUAUCGGACACGAAACAUCGCGUCGCGAGGGUGUCUUUUUUCCGUGCGCGUGCGAUUUUCCCGCUUAUCGUCCACGAAGGGAGUCUGAAAAUUCGCGGGACAAUUUUACGGGGCGGACGAACGGGCGACAACAAGAGAACGUUAGGGGACGAAGUGUUGUGUUCGCGCGGGAUUUGCUCGGAGCAAACUCGGCGGAUGAUGUAACAUAAGUAUAAAUAUGGACUGUAAAUAAUGUACUAGAUAAAGCUAGUAAGUUAAGUGAGAAAGAGAGAACAUGAGUCGUCGUCGUCGUCAUCGUCAUCGUCGUCGUCAUCGUCGUCGGCGAGCGAGAAAAACAGACGCAGGAGCUGGAAUAAACGGAGGAGAAAAAAAGAUAAUGAGAGAUGGCAUGAGAGAGAGAGAGAGAGAGAGAGAGAGAGAGACAAAAAAUAUGCGGCGCGACGAAGUAGAAGAAAAAAAAUGAGGGACAGUUUAUAUAUAAUAAAAGGGACAGGAUUGUCCAAACGCAAAUACAUCGAAGAGGGAAACACGUGUCGGAAAAGCGCGUGCGAAAUCCUAGCGAGAUGGCAAGACAGAUACCCCCUCGCGCGAAAAACCCCUUCUGUAUAAAGAUUUCCUGCCCUCGGAUUGCCGAUCAUCCCCCGGACCCAUUUUCGGAUCCACCGAACUCGACGAUGGACCUCCCCCCUCCCCGACUGCCAGAGAGAGAGAGAGAGAGCCGCCGAAAACUAAGUCGGGGCCUCCGAAUCAGCCGUCAAGGAUCGGUCGUCAAGGUUUUUGGGACGUCCGGAACGCGUCGUCUGUCGAUCGCGCGCAGUCAGGACACUCGAACGGACUCGACAAUAUCGUCGGAUUUGAGCUUACAGAGUUGUGUCUCGCAUCGUCCUCCUGCAAGCAAUCGUUCUCCAGAAAAAUCCAGUCGCAGCCAGGCAUCGUGUCUCAGUGUGGAAAUACAUAAUUACAUAGAAUUACGGUAUAAGUUGUGUUAAAUCAAUGUUAAUCGCUGUAGCGAAGUGGGGUAUUAUAAUAAAUACAUUAUUUUAUGUAUA